Molecule: messenger RNA, 2307 nt
Organism: Chara braunii
Lineage: Eukaryota; Viridiplantae; Streptophyta; Charophyceae; Charales; Characeae
Source: the annotation of a GenBank genome assembly
UUGUCGGAGAAGAAAAAAAUGGACGUUUGUGAGUUCUUUUUCCAACCAGGACCGCCUGCUCAAACCGGCCCGGAUUAUAAUCGACGAAGAAACCUGGUGUUCGGUGUGUUGAAAGGUUACCACAGUGCACCCAAGGAGUCUGUCUCAAAUUUUCUGAAAAGGCUGGAACGCGUUUUUUUCUUAUGGCAGAACAACUAACGCUCGAGAACUACAAGGCGCAAUUUGACGAGGACGACCCUUUCGACACUGAAGAUAUGGAGGAGGUGAGCGACUCUAAAUCCUUCGAUUUCGAGUCCAUGCUACUUCCUGAGGUGGUUGCACAUGUUGGUGAUGAAGGGAAAGAUGGCUUUCAGAGAUAUGGCACGUCCCCUGCCGGUUUGAAGCGUGUAUUUGAGCGUGGCGCAAUCGAGGAACAAUCGUCUGAUGAUGGGGAAGAAGACAAAGACUACAAAUACACACUUGUUGACAAACUCAUUAAGGACCAUGAUACCUGGGAGAAUGAUAGCCUUUUCUUCUAUGGUAAGUACCACAAGUUCACAGCAGAGGACAUCUGGGGCCACAACGUCGUCUGGCACCCCAGGAAAUUCCAACCUCCUGUAAAGAAUGGAAAGUGGGUCAUGGCAAUAAAUGAAGUCGACGGCAAGUGGAGUGGCUUGAACAGACUGGGAGCGGGUCCAUUUAAGAAAAAGGCCAGAGAAGCUUCAGUGGAGCAUUUGAGUGUAGUAAACCCCGAAAGGAGCCCACAGGGCGUCAAUGCUUAUGCAGGCCAAAAGCACAACGAGCUCUACAACAACAAAAUGUUAGACAUCCGGGAGGUGGUGGAGGAGGUGACGGAGGAGACGGCUCAUGAUCUGGUGGAGGAGGUGACGAAGGAGACAACUCAGGAUAUGGUGCUGACAAAGCAGAGGGGAAGGGGUCGGGCGGAGAAGGUUCUAAAGAAAAGCGAUCUGCCGGAAAGGGGUCAGGCGAAACGUCGUCACGAUCAAAGGGGUCUGACGAAAAAGGGUCCAGCGGAAAGGGGUCGGGUGGAAAGGGGUCGGGCAGAAAGGGGUCGGGCGGAAAGCGUAAAGCUUUCGGGAGUCGCGAGUCUACGGGAUCUGAAAGCCACUGCGAAGGGAGUAGAGAUUCCGACAUGAGUGUUGGAGACCGAGGCUAGCGAGUAUCAAUGUCAUGCUUCGGAGGGUGCAUCUGUCGACUUUGAGAGCAAGAGUACAACAGCUCCGGGGGAAGAGGAGCUCUCACAGGAAGCGCAUGCUGUGCAGCGAGAAAAGAAGACUCAAUAUUGGCGGCCUCACAAAGUGUUGGAGGGGCCGGUUGCAGGAGUGUCGGAGAUCGGUGCUAGCGAGCAUCAAUGUCAUGCUUCGGAGGGUGCGUCCGUUGACUUUGAGAGCAAGAGUACAGCAGCUCCGGGGGAGGAGGAGCUCUCACAGGAAGUGCGUGCUGUACAGUGGGAAGAGGAGGCUAAACACUGUCCGCCUCGCAAAGUGUUGAAGGGGCACGAUGCAGGAGUGUUGGAGACCGGGGCUAGCGAGCAUCAAUGUCAUGCUUCGGAGGGUGCGUCCGUCGAUUUUGAGAGCAAGAGUACAACAACUCCGGGGGAAGAGGGGCUCUCACAGGAAGCGCAUGUUGUGCAGCAGGAAGAGGAGCUUCUCCAGGGCUCAUCACAAAAUACCAUCAACAUCGGGGACACCGAAGAGGUUCUGCACAGUGGAGCGCCACUUACGACGCAAGAGGGUGAUGUUAAGGGAGAAGCUCGACUUCUUGGCGAUGAGGAAGGCGAAGAAGAACCUGUGGUGGAAACUCAGGUUCUUGGCGAUGAGGAAGGCGAAGAACCCAUGGUGGAAGCUCGGCUUCUUGGCGGUGAGGUGUCGGUUGGCAUCCAGGAUACCUUACCGGUUAUGCAUAGUGAGUCUAGGUUGACGAUGCCUCUUCACAUGGAUCCAGAGCAGAAAGAUCAUGAUUCUUCGUCCACCCGCUGCAGUGAAGAACAAAGCGAUCGAGCGUCUGUCCUCAGUACCGGUCAGAAAAUGCUACUUAAUGAAGCCAUCGAGUUGGUUAGCGACUCAGCUGCCAUCGAGCUGGUUAGCGACACCGCUCUAGUCGAGAUGCAGAACAUCGAAUCCUCCGUGGGCGUUGGCACAGUGGCGCGGCAGGAGGCCGAUUUCCCUCGAAAGACUCCCGAGCACGGUACAAUUUGUGAAUAGUAGCACUCACAUAUCUGUCACUGUUCACCUCUCUGGUCAUCCAGAUUGAUAUGAUGGGCUCAUGUAGCUAUUAUCACCUGUUAAAUAAAAGUUUGUGGGUUGU